AGCGCCUCCCCCCCCCCCCCAACUCUGACCAGGAGGAAGCACUAAUGGCCUCGGUCUCCUCGUCAGGAGAAAGUUUCUGGAAGGUGGAGGAGCUCGUCUCCUCCUUGACUCGAAUCUUCACUCCAUCCAACGAACCAGACGCUUCGACCAAGACCAGGGAGUCCGAAGCACAGCAAUCAGAACCUCCUGCCCUUCCUUCAGGGAGCCCCCCGGAGGACGAAGAGCAGGGGGGGGAGGAGGAGAGUCCAGUAAUCUACUUCGCGUGCUACACGCUGCAGGGGCACAAGCGAGUGAUUCCCAUCUGUGAGGAUCAGACCUACCAGGACUUCCUUGACUUCGUCGAAAACGAGUUCGGCUCCAAGUUCUGGCCCAGCCUGGUGGAGCAGGCGUCCGGCUUCCGCAAGUACGUCCUGCAUGACAAUGACUUCGCAUGGCUGUGCGAGUACGCGCAGCUCAACGGAGGAUACGCGGACAUUCAGCUAGAGGUAACGCCGGUGAUGUGGCCGGACGAGUACGAGGAGUACUCGAAGCUCUUCAAGUUGGAGGGUGGGAUGGAAGGGAAGGGAGGGAAGAGAAGACUGCACUGAAUUAAACUUGAAGGAAG
Molecule: messenger RNA, 604 nt
Organism: Guillardia theta CCMP2712
Lineage: Eukaryota; Cryptophyceae; Pyrenomonadales; Geminigeraceae
Exons: 2
Coding region: 45-587 (180 amino acids)
Source: RefSeq, a predicted model, not a curated record